AGAAACUUGUUAAAGGAAAGAAAAAUGACCAACCAAAAUGUACUUGUUUCCGAUGUCAAAGGCGUGGCUAUGGCUGUCGCUGCCAUGAAGAACCAGUCUAUGUUCUCUUCAUCGGUGGCGAGUUCCAUGAUUGAAUCAGGAGGAGUUGCAGGGUGUAUUUUCACCAUUCCCAGGAGUAUUAAGCUCUUGAAGGUUGAGACUGCUGAAGUUGGUGGUGGAGCUGCCCGAGUCAAUGCUUGGGUGGACUCAUUGAGAGCUUCUUCUCCGCCGCGUGUUAAAUCCACCACCACUUCCCCCUCCACUCUUUCUCAAACUGGGGAUGAAGAAAACUCUUGGAAUCUUCGUCACCCAUCAGCUAUAAACAUGUUUGAGGAGAUUACAAAUGCUUCAAAGGGGAAGCAGAUUGUCAUGUUUCUUGAUUACGAUGGAACCCUUUCUCCAAUUGUUCAAGACCCUGACAGAGCCUUCAUGUCCAAUGAGAUGAGAAAAGCUGUGAGGGCAGUUGCUAGAUAUUUUCCAACAGCCAUAGUUAGUGGGAGGUGCCGCGACAAGGUUUAUAGCUUUGUCAAACUAGCAGAGCUUUACUAUGCAGGAAGCCAUGGGAUGGACAUCAAAGGACCAUCCAAAAGUAACAAGUACAAGAAUGCUAAUCAACAAGCAGUUCUGUGCCAACCAGCUAGUGAAUUUGUACCCAUGAUUGAUGAGGUCUUCAAAAUUUUAGUGGAGAAAACCAAAUCCAUCUCAGGAGCUAGGGUGGAAAAUAAUAAGUUCUGUUUAUCUGUACACUUUCGUUGUGUUGAGGAGAAGAGUUGGGCUGCUCUGGCAGAGCAAGUAAGCUUAGUGCUCAAUGAGUACCCAAAGCUGAAGUUGACUCAAGGGAGAAAGGUCUUGGAGAUUAGGCCAACCAUCAAAUGGGACAAGGGCAAAGCACUUGAAUUCUUGCUAGAGUCAUUAGGAUACGCCAACUCAAAUGAAGUAUUACCGGUCUAUAUUGGAGAUGAUAGAACAGAUGAGGAUGCUUUCAAGCUUUUACGUGAUAGAGGACAAGGAUUUGGAAUUCUUGUUUCUAAAGUUCCAAAAGAAACAAAUGCUUCUUAUUCCUUGCAAGAACCAGCAGAGGUCAAGGACUUUUUGCGACGUCUAGUGAAGUGGAAAAGAUUGACGCUGCAGUAACUAAAAGACGACUCGCAGAGAAUGGAAGCAUAUUUAGAAGAAAUUAAUCGAUUCCACCCUAAGAAUUUAGUCAAAGGAUGGCCGGCUUCAUGUUUAUGUAAUUUUCUUGUUAAGUUAGUUAUUAAUUAUCGAACUACUGAAUCCCUAAUCAAUUAAUUAAUUUUGGAAAUUGUAAAUAAAUUGCG
Molecule: messenger RNA, 1358 nt
Organism: Fragaria vesca subsp. vesca
Lineage: Eukaryota; Viridiplantae; Streptophyta; Magnoliopsida; Rosales; Rosaceae
Product: probable trehalose-phosphate phosphatase D-like
Exons: 11
Coding region: 25-1173 (382 amino acids)
Biological process (GO): trehalose biosynthetic process
Molecular function (GO): trehalose-phosphatase activity
Source: RefSeq, a predicted model, not a curated record